CUGGACGAGGAGGAGCCAAUUCCGAGUGGAAAGGGCUGGACAAUGGUAAGACCCGACUCAACCGGCAGUUCAAGCAAGGUUGUUGGGCUGGUGGAGGCGGUUGAGCGCUAUGGCAGAAAAAGGUCACACGGCACUGACAAUAUGAUGGAGGGCGUAGAGCCUACGACUGAGCGCGAAACACAUACGCCUCCUCGAAAGAAGGCAAGGGCGACACAUCUUCCGCCGAUCACUACUUUGAAUGCAGCCGCACCUCCAUCACCAUUACCAUCUCCUCAUGGGUCACCACCACCACAGCCUAUAUGGCCUUCUGCACCUCCUAGUGGCGCCUCUUCCCCACAACCUCAAGCACCACUACAACCAGAUCUUGCCCUAACGACCCUUCUUACCCUUCCGUCUCUUUUAUCACAUUUUACAAGUCUUCCGCAACCGUUACAAUCUCAUUUCCUCCUUACUUUAUUACGGCAUUCUCCCUUACCCGUUCUGCGGACGUUGCAUUCUAUUUUAACUCCGACUCUCGCGCGUGAUUUUUUAACAUUACUUCCCCCAGAACUUGCAUCCCAUGUUCUGAGUUUCCUUCCUUAUUCUACUGUAGUUCGUGCCUCCAGAGUAUCCAAAGCUUGGCGCGUCAUUAUCGACUCUGAUCCUGUACUUUGGUCAGAUCUACUCAAAAGUACCAAGAUCUGGUUUGGAGGGGUUACAGAGCGAGCUUUUGCGCAUUCAAUCUUUGCUAGACGUCGCCUCAAUAUUCCCCCUACUCCCAAAACCCUUCCCCUCUCUCAUCCAUAUAAGAUGCUCUUCAAAUCCCGACAACUCACUCGAACUCGAUGGGUGGACAACGAGAACCCGAAACAUCGAUCCUUCCCCGCACACGGCUCCUCUGUCGUCACUUGUCUUCUUCUCUCACACGGACGCAUAAUAUCGGCGUCCGAUGAUCACUCAAUUCAUGUGUAUUCUCCUUUGACAGGUGAACUCCUGCAAAUGUUGGAUGGCCAUGAAGGUGGCGUAUGGGCGCUUGCCGCCUGCAAAGAUACGCUCGUCAGCGGGUCGACUGAUCGCACAGUCCGAAUUUGGAAUCUUGCAACUGGUCGAUGUACGCAUAUAUUUGGCGGCCAUACAAGCACUGUCCGAUGUCUGGCUAUCGUCAAGCCAGAGUGGAUCGAAAUCGAAGGCGAUAGCGGUGUCAUUACGAGGGAAAAGUGGCCAAAGCGGUCAGUGAUCGUGACUGGCAGCCGUGACCACUCCCUUCGUGUGUGGACUUUACCUCGCCCCGGUGAUCCUGAGUACAGAUGCUAUGGUGCAGAUGACUCCGAGGCUGACCCAGCUGAUGAGGAUGCAGAUGAUAAUCCGUAUCAUAAGAUGCAUCUAGAAGGUCAUGACCAUGCAGUUCGUGCUCUCGCCGCCCGUGGCCGCACCCUUGUAUCUGGCAGCUAUGACUGUACUGUAAGAAUAUGGGACAUCAUCACUGGCGAAUGUAAAUGGGUGCUUGUGGGCCACACACAGAAAGUGUAUAGCGUUGUACUUGAUAUCCAUCGUCAGAUCGCCUGUUCGGGGUCUAUGGAUGGCACUGUUCGUGUGUGGAAUUUACGAACAGGGCAGUGUCAACAUACAUUGACUGGGCACACAUCGCUCGUCGGCCUACUCGGCCUCUCCCCUUCCCACCUCGUUUCCGCCGCCGCCGACUCCACUUUGCGCAUAUGGGAUCCUGAAUCUGGAGAACUACGCCACACCCUUGCUGCCCAUACAGGUGCUAUCACGUGCUUCCAACAUGACGAGUUCAAGGUGCUCAGCGGGUCAGAUGGUACGCUCAAGAUGUGGAACGUACGCGAUGGUACCGUUGUCCGUGAUCUCCUGACAGGCAUCCAGGGUGUUUGGCAGGUAGUCUUCGAGGGUCGCUGGUGUGUCGCUGCCAGCAAUCGAAAUCCUGCUACAGUGCUUGAUGUGUGGGACUUUGGCACUGAUGAGGAUGAAUGGAUUGGAGAGCCUCCAAGUGGUUUCUAUGAUGACGACACUGAGGAGGAAGACGAGGGGGAAGAAAUAGAACAAGCGGAUGUAGACGCCAUGGACCAAGACCUCGAAGUGGAAGUUUCUGAAGAGUCUACAGAGCCCGAGGAACCUCAGGAGUGUGCGCGUGACAGCAGCCAGCCGCUAGCUGCCGAAGUCGAGGAUGUGCCAAUGGAGCGAGUGGAAGGCAUCAGGGCAUCAAAGUGGGCGCCUCCUUCCAAACCCUCCGGCCAUCAACGCAAUCGCCCAGUUCUUGGCGAACCUUCUAGCAGAGCGAUUUCGCACCCAGUGGACGGUAUCCCUUCACGCUUACCACCCAUCAAUGAGACGCCCACGCGUCCCAGAAUACGCCAGAAGCAAAGGCGUUAA
Suillus fuscotomentosus is the source of this 2370-nucleotide messenger RNA. Its product is annotated as WD40-repeat-containing domain protein. The transcript is spliced from 3 exons. Gene Ontology annotation, cellular component: preribosome, large subunit precursor. The annotation marks the transcript as partial. NCBI's taxonomy places the organism in Eukaryota, Fungi, Basidiomycota, Agaricomycetes, Boletales, Suillaceae. Gene Ontology annotation, molecular function: protein binding. The record is from RefSeq and is a predicted model, not a curated record.